Panthera uncia (snow leopard) is the source of this 3762-nucleotide messenger RNA. RefSeq names its product putative tetratricopeptide repeat protein 41. Gene Ontology annotation, molecular function: protein binding. NCBI's taxonomy places the organism in Eukaryota, Metazoa, Chordata, Mammalia, Carnivora, Felidae. Gene Ontology annotation, cellular component: Cul4-RING E3 ubiquitin ligase complex. The record is from RefSeq and is a predicted model, not a curated record.
AUUGUUGCUGGUGAGGGUGCCCCGCCACCCUCACCCUCCAAGCUGUUCAGACAGCAUUCUUGUCUCCACUCCCAGUAUCUGAAGCUCUGUCUCGACUAUGUGAACAGCUGCUUUCCUUUCUUCAUCUGCAUGCUGGGUCAGACGUACGGGGACUUCCUCCCUGACCAUGUGCCUCUAAUGCUCUCCAGAGUGACUGACUUGUUCAGUUUAUCCAUAGAACAGAACCUCUACGUUGCUGCAAAAAAUGGUUAUCCUUGGGUGCUGGAGAAUCCCAACUACAGUUUGAUGGAGUUUGAGGUCAUCCAAGCAGCAUUUCUGAAUGAGUCUCCAUUUCAGUAUUUUUACUUUAGGACUGGAACCACGUUGCUGAAGACUUUAGAUGAGGAAAAGGAGGGGCUGUCCUCGGGAUCUCUGCUGACUGAUGAGGAAAAAUUAAGGAUUGGAAAGCUUAAGGCCAAGAUUAUUAGCAAAGGGUUCCGUGUCCGAUUUUAUAAAGAUCUCCAUGAGUUGGGGGACCUGGUUUUCAAGGACUGGUCAGUUGUGAUAGAACAACUUUACCCAGCCACUUUAAUGAUCGGAAGUAUAGACUACAAACACAACUGUGAACGUUUCUAUCAUGAAGAGUUCGUGGAGAAGUGCAAAGGUGUUAUUUCCAAGGAAUCAAACAGAACCUUUGAAAUCUUGGAAAGAUUUGCCUUACAGGAUGUGGGAUCUGAUCGCAACAGUGCUGCAGCAGGCUCUGGGUUAGAUGCUGUCCUCUGAAUAAAUCCUCUUCCAGUUGACAAGUCUAUUUUGCUCUUGUCUGGAGAACGUGGUUGUGGGAAGUCCACUCUGAUCGCCAACUGGGUGAAUUAUUUCAAAAAGAAAUAUCCGAGCAUGUUGGUGAUCCCUCAUUUUGUGGGCAGCACCUGUGAAAGCAGUGACAUCAUGUCCGUGAUGCAUUGCUUCAUCACAGAAUUGCAGUUCAAAAACUAUGGUACUCAGCUUGAAACUGAUGUUCUUAACGAAGGCUCAAAUGUCUUAGUCUUUUCACUUCUUGUGGAAGUUUUCAUUGCUUCCAUCAAUUUAAAGCCAUGCAUACUUGUCCUAGAUGGAAUUGAAGAAUUGAUUGGCAUUUAUGGGAUUUUAGGACAGAAGGCAAAAGAUUUUUCUUGGCUGCCAUGCUCGCUGCCUCUGCCUCCUCAUUGCAAAUUCAUCACGAGCGCUGUCUCCUCCAGCCUGUCCUACAAGUUGCUAUGUGCUCGCCCAGAUGUGAGGACGGUGGAGUUCAUUAGCAUAGGAGACAAAGAAGUGAAACUAAACGUCUUUAGGCAGCGUCUCUCCAUUCCCAACAAAGACGCCCUCCAACAGAGCCAAUCCACUUUGAGGAAAAAAACAAACCUGAAUCCUUUAAAACUCACGAUCCUAGCGAAUGAACUCAGAGAAUGUAGAAUCUACCGAGGUGAGUAUCGGUGUCUGAAGGAGUACUUGGAGGUGGUGUCUGUUCAGGAGCUCUGGGAAUUGAUUCUGAAACGCUGGAUUGAGGACUAUAGCUGGACUUUUACACCAAAAAAGGCAAAUUCAGACACGGUGGCUGUAGGAGAAGCACCGGAUGGCUGGGUGGCUGACACUCUGUGCUUUUUGAGCAUCUCACAUUGUGGAUUGGCCGAGGAUGAGAUAUUCCAGCUUUUGGACAUGCUGGGCUACAGGGAUCACUACAAAGUGACCAUGUUGCACUGGGCUGCCUUCCGCAAUGCCAGCAGACAGUGGGUCCAGGAGAAGCCCAAUGGCCUCCUGUACUUCAGGCACCAGUCCCUGCGGAGUGCUGUGGAACACAAGCUUCUUGGUGUGGUCACUCCUGUCAGAGAAAGCCGUCCAUAUACCUUUCAGAACCCAACAAAUCACAAGAAGACACAUUUCCACCAGAUCUUAGUUCGAUACUUCCAACGGCAAACCACUUUCUGGAGGGUAUUUGAGGAGCUGCCGUGGCAUUUGAAAAUGAGUGGCUCCUGGGGGGGUUUGUGCAGCUUUCUGUCAAGUCCUAGUAUCACAGAUUCUGUAUCGAAGAUCCAAAACCUGAGCUUCUGGACAUGGCUGCACCUCAUCCACUACUGGAAUGUGUUAGCAGAAGUCGGAUAUGAUGCUGCUGGGGCCUAUUUACUCACAGUGGCCAAGGUUAAAGCUGAGAAGUGCCAUAAAAUGAGGAAGAGACAUACACCGUCAGUGCUGGAAUGCAGGCUUUUUGAGGUUACCACCAUGGACAAAUGCCGAUUAAUGUUCUUUAUUGUGAAAUUUCUGAAGCUUAUGGGCAAGAUCAAUGAAGCAGAAGGAUUAUUCUUGACUGUUGAGAACAUGUUAGUGCAGACUCAGUCCCUGACAGAGAUGCUUCCCAAAGUACAGAAUGCUACUGGAGAACUCUAUCUUGAAGUAGGGAUGACUCAGGAGGGGUUCCAGUGUUUCCAGAGAGCAUGGUCGAACCUGAUGGAUAUUUCCCCCAGCGACGUGAAAGACGGCCAGGACUUAGUGAAGCAAAAAGGCAGAGUGCUGAACAACCUGGUAAAGUCAGCAAGUGAAAAGUACUUAAAAGAAAAUCAUAUUUUGGAAUGUGCUACUGAAAUUUCCAGCUUUUUGGACAACAACCCCUGUGACCAGGCUACCAUGAAAUACACCGAAGGUGUUCUGAUAUUUGCUGCUGGAGACACGUCUCUUGCAAAAAUGAGACUUCAAGAAUGCUUAAAUAUCAGGAGAAGUUUGUUUGGUGAGAAAAAUAUCCUAGUUGGAGAAAUUAUGGAAUUUUUAGCAGAUUUACUAUCUUUUCUACCGGAAGAGAGUGAAAGAUGCCAAAGGAAGCAAGCAAUUGAAUAUUAUAAACAAGUGAUACGAAUAAAGGAAAAUGCAGGGACUUUCACCAAUUUCAUCGUCAGGAAGCAGCUGAGCAUUAGCCUAAGUGACACCUUGUGUAAAUUAGCAGGUCAGUUAUUCAUAAAUGACUCCGGUCAUCACGUCAUGACUGAAGCAGUGGGCUAUUUGUACAGAUCACUUGCCUUAAGGGCGACCUACCUGGGAUCUUCUCAUUUAUCAAUCCAUGGAAUCCUGCAACUUCUGAGGGAAAUUGAGCGGAUCAGGAGUAGAAGAUGUUGGCCUCAAGGCAUGAGUCAGCAAUAUUUCGAGGGUUCUAGGAAUGGCAUCUCAUUAUGGGAGUACUUGCUUAAAUUAGACUACCACAGUGCUCAGAGUUCUAAUACAGUGAGCUCUGCGGUAUGCACGAAUGCACAUAACCUACAGAGAGUUAAAAGCAUGGACUUGGCACCUCAUAUAAUUUCAGAGAAAUCAAAAUGCGCUUCUGGAAAAGGGAAAAAAGUCUUGAGACCCAUCGUUUCCAUUUCUGUUGAGGAGAAGACCCGACAGAAGACACAGGAUAAUGUGGAGCCAUGGAAUGGCUCAGAAAAAGGAGGUUCAAUGAAAAAGAAAGAUUAUUCCUCUAAGGUUUUGUCUUUGGGUAAAAUGGAUGGUGUAGUAAAGCUUUCACGGCAAAAGGUUUUCUCAGCUAAAGGUGAGGGUGGAAAAGGCCAAAUCACCACAAUUGACCGGCAUCCCUUGGCAGGAGGGUCUCUUAGCACAAAUAAUCCCUGGGAAUCCAUAUCUGAGUUCAUAUCAGAAAAGUGGCUUUUUCAUAGCCCAGAAUACAGUUCAGUUCCCCAGAAGAGUUUUUUGCAGAGAAGAUCUCAGUUUGAAACCAAAUUGUUGAAGACCUCCAAUGAUACUAAUAAAGUAUAAAAAUGA